This is a messenger RNA of Pantherophis guttatus, 1255 nucleotides long. RefSeq lists its product as uncharacterized. The record is from RefSeq and is a predicted model, not a curated record. NCBI's taxonomy places the organism in Eukaryota, Metazoa, Chordata, Lepidosauria, Squamata, Colubridae.
GGGUGGGUGGGGAGAGAGAGAGAGACAUGGGGGGCCCUGAGGAAAGGGGGGGGCCCGGGCGCGGGGCGCCGAAGAGCCUGGAGCCGGGCGGCGGGCAGCGGCUUCAGGGCCAGCCGAAGGAGGGCGGAGGGGGAGGGGAAGAGGGGGACCCCCGAGGGGAAGAGCCCGGGAGGCGCCUGGACCCCAAGAGGUCGGAGCUGAGGGACGUGGGGACCCAGGUGUCUUGGGCCCCUGGGGGCGGGGCCUCUGGGGGCGGGGAGGGCCGCUCUAGGACGGCCGGGGAGGACCCCCAAGCCAAGGCAGGGGACCUCAGGGGGGCCCCUGGGAGGUGGGGGGCCCCCCCAGCCCUUUGGGGGGCGGCCUCUGUGGCCCCUGGCAGCCAGAGCAAAACAGGGCAGGACAAAAGGGCCUCUUGGCCGGGGGGCCUUUGCGAAGGCUGCGGGGCCCCCAAAGAAGGGGUGCAGCCCAGAAAAGGGGGGGCCCCCCGCUUGCACAGCCACAGAGCUUGGGAUUUGGGGUCCAGGGACCCCCGGGACCGCUUGGAGGACAGCAUGGGGCUCUUGGCCCUGGGGGUCAGCCGCAGCCUCUCGGGGGGUCUCCCGGGCCACGCGGGGGCCAAACGGGACUCGGGGGGCUGGCUCCAAAAAGAGUGGCCCCGGGACCCCACGGAGAGUUCGGGGCAAGUCUGGGUCCCCCGUAAGCCGGGCAGGGCCCCCGAGAGGACGAUGGGGGGGCUGCCUUGGCUGAAAGAAGGGGCCGUCCCCCGGAAGAGCGGGGCGGCGGAGCUUAACCAGGUGUGGAUCCCCCGGGAGAAACCGGCCCCGCCCGGAGGAGGGGGGUCCGGGGACGUCUGGGUCCACAAAGUGAGGAACCCCUCGGGCACCGGCAUCAUGUGGGUUUGGGCCAAAGUGACCAAUUGUAGCGAGGAGGAAGCGGUGAACGAAGCCAGCAUUUGGACCUUCCAGAAGGAGGGUCCGAGGAAAGGGGGGGAAGGCGAGGGAGGGUACGGGGUCUCUUAAGAAGCAUGUGGGGAAGCCGACUGGGGGAAACAGGGGUGGGAUGCGGGUGGGUGGGGAUGUGGGUGGGAGAUACAGGUUAGUCCUCGACGUACGACCUCAGCCGAGCCCCCGAUUUUUUUACGUCGCGAAGUGAGACGUUCGUUCAGUGAGCUUUUCACGGUCCGUUUCUCGUUUAAACCGUUGUUAAGUGAGUAACAUGGUCGUUCAGUGACUCUCGCUUCCCCGUGGACUUUGCU